Molecule: messenger RNA, 2525 nt
Organism: Mangifera indica (mango)
Lineage: Eukaryota; Viridiplantae; Streptophyta; Magnoliopsida; Sapindales; Anacardiaceae
Product: YTH domain-containing protein ECT4
Exons: 8
Coding region: 230-2170 (646 amino acids)
Biological process (GO): mRNA destabilization
Cellular component (GO): cytoplasm
Molecular function (GO): mRNA binding
Source: RefSeq, a predicted model, not a curated record
AUUUAUAAUAGUGUGAGAUAGGAUAUAUUAGAAAUGGAAAGGUGCCGUGUGUGCCUUUAGUUUAGAUUCUGGUGCCAGAAUUUUAAGACAGUCUUUUCUUUCAUUAGAUUCAUAUGGCGGCAACCCAAUCACAAGGUUCAGAUCGUACCACUGAAUUUAGCUUUGGUUGGUCAAUUAUUUAUACUGCCUCUGUUUGUAAGACUCUACUAAGUCACUGAGCAUACUGAUCAUGGAUGCAGAAGAGCAACCUGCAGAUCCAGAUAACAUGAAGGAGCAGGUACUUCCUCUUCCAGCUAAGAUUGAGAGCUCAGUUUCUCCUAAUUCCUCCCAGGGUGCUGCCACUUUAGGACAGACAAGAGAGACUGCUGCUCAAACAGGUUCCUUUUCAGGUGGAGACCGUUCUGUUUAUUCGCCUACUAUCUAUGCACCACAGGCACAGGGAUUCUACUAUAGAGGUUAUGAUAAUUUCAUUGGUGAAUGGGAUGAAUAUGCCCCAUAUGUCAAUGUCGAAGGAUUGGAACUUGGAUCUCCCGGGGUUUACAAUGACAAUCCUUCACUUGUCUUCCAUGCUGGAUAUAGCUACAGUCCGCAAAUGCCAUAUGGACCAUAUUCCCCUGUCACUACACCUUCUGUAGGUGGAGAUGCAAACAUGUAUUCACCCCAGCAGUUUCCAUUCUCUGGGCCACCUUAUUAUCAGCAGUUGGUUCCACCUAGUAUGCCGUAUAUUACUCCACCAACUCCAGCAUCACAACCAGAGAUUACCACUUUACUGAGUGCUGACCAACAAAAUGACAAUAUGCUAUAUGGACCACGUCCUGGUUAUCCUCCACCAGUGGGAUCUUUCAGUAGAGGCAGCAUACCUGGGAAUCCUGGUGUGCUUGGCUUUCAUGAUUUACAGCAGGGGUUUGACGGACUGAGAUCUGGAGGACUUUGGUCAGAUUGGUCAAAACCCUCUGAUAGACAACGGCCUCUGACACCAAUAUCACCUGCUGUAUCUCCACAACCAGUUGGCACAUUUGGGUCAUUUGGGCAGAAUGUUCCUAUGGCAUCCCAACAACAAAGAUCAGUCUAUGGGUUUGGAUCUGGUUUGAACUCCUACAAUAGAGGCUAUAUGCACAGUGGUUUUAACCAGGGCUCCAGUUUUGGUAGUGCAUCUAUUUCUACGCUGGGAAUGAGCAAUCGGGCCUGGGUUUCUGUUGACAAUAGCAAACGACGUGGGAGGGGUAAUGGCUCUCUUUGUGGUUGCAAUGGUAAUCUUGAUAUACUUAGUGAGCAAAACCGGGGACCAAGGGCCUCAAAGCCUAAGGGUCAAAUGACUGAAGAACAAGGAUCUUCUGUUGAUAAUAACAAAUUUAGCAAGGCUACUGUCAAGAUUCUUGAUGAGUCAUACAACAGGCCAGAUUUUGUCACUGACUACAAAGAUGCUAAAUUUUUCAUCAUCAAGUCAUAUAGUGAAGAUAAUGUUCACAAGAGCAUCAAGUACAGUGUCUGGGCCAGCACACCAAAUGGGAACAAAAAGUUAGAUUCUGCUUAUCAUGAAGCUAAAGAGAAGCAAGAGACAUGCCCAGUGUUUCUCUUCUUUUCGGUGAAUGCUAGUGCUCAGUUUUGUGGGGUGGCUGAAAUGGUUGGGCCUGUUGAUUUUGAAAAGAGUGUGGAUUACUGGCAGCAAGAUAAAUGGAGUGGACAGUUCCCAGUCAAGUGGCAUAUUAUUAAAGAUGUUCCAAACAGCCAAUUCCGUCACAUUGUACUUGAAAAUAAUGACAAUAAGCCUGUGACCAACAGUCGAGAUACUCAGGAGGUAAAAUUGGAGCAGGGAAUUGAGAUGUUGAACAUCUUCAAGAAUUAUGAAACCGAUAUGUCAAUCCUAGACGAUUUUGAUUUCUACGAAGAUCGUCAGAAAACCAUGCAAGAAAGGAAGUCAAGACAGCAAGCUAGCCUGAUGACUGUAGGAUUAGUUGGAGAAAAUGAUCAUAGAAAUGCUGUUACAUAUUCUACUGAUUUCAUCAAGCAGAUGUCUAAGAGCUUUGCUCAAGUUGUUCGCUUGGACGAGGGUAAUAAACAAGGCACUGGUACUGAAAGACCUACCUCUGCCUCUGAAGGUUCUUUGGGUGCCAGAGUUACACUAGAAGAUGCCCGCCCAGCUACUGUAUCUUCUGCUCAAAUUGGUUAGGAAAGAAAAUCUGUGGGGGGGAUUGAGUAUGUGACGAACUUCAAUUCUACUCUCUUUACUUUUUAAUUGUUUUGUGAAAGGUAGAUCCUUGAUGUCUUCGCGUUCAUUGGAGUGCUUUAGUAACUGAAUGAACGGUCUUGCAAGUUUUACAGGCUGACAAGCUUCUUGUAUAAUAUGUCCCCAAGUUCCGCUUCUUAAUUGUAGUCACUAGGGCCUGUCUCUUUCUUUACUUUUUGAAUGAGUGUAGUUGCAUAUAGAUAUUGGCUGACGUCUUGCAUUUGUAAAGUUCCAUAUCUUUUCAGGCAGUUUAAUAAUGGAAUACAGUAGAAGGCGUUAAUGCAAAACUUUUUCGUUA